UCCUGAGCGUGACGGCUAGAUCACGCCCCUCAUGGGGGUGACAGAGUAUCCUCUAUGGGCGAAAGUUAUUGGAGAUGGGUUUAAGAUGGCAGGUUGGCAAUGGCCAAUCGGUCUCUCUUCUCCACUCUAACUAGAUUUCUGGAUACCAUCCCGAUCCCCCUUGCUAUAAUCCGCUUAUCCUGCCAGGUGGGGGUGAUACCUUGGUGGCGGAGGUUAUUUGUGAAGGGGAAGGCCAGUGGUCUGAUGCUAAGCUUAGUCUAUGGUUUGACCCGCCUACCUGCAGCGCCAUUAAGGCUAUUCCACUUUCGUGGCGGAAUGUGGCCGAUAAACUUAUCUAGCAUAACACGGCUGACGGGGUUUUCUCGGUAAAAUCGGCUUACCAUCUGGCUGUAGAUUUGGACAGGAGGAGGGGUGGGUGGCGAUCCUCGGCUAGUUGGAUGGAUAAGCCAAGUUGGAUCAGGGUGUGCGAAGCUAAGAUCCCUUCGAAGCUGAAGGUCUUUGUCUGGAAAAUUCUUAACCGGGCUCUACCAACUACAGAGGCGCUUAUUGAGAAAAAAGUCAUGUGCUGCCCCAGUGUCCAGUUUGCUGGGAUAGCUCAGAGACGAUGGAACAUCUGUUUCUUUAUUUUCCGGUUGCGCGGGCUCUCUGGGACUAUUUAGGGCUGGAAUACUUGGGGGAGGGUUUGCCUCGGCACACCUUCCCAUUAUUCCUCAAACGUUUAUUGGCGCUGAUCCAUGACCAGUCUUUGGUUAUGGCUGUUGUUGCCAUCCUUUGGCGGAUCUGGCGGUCUCGUAGUUGGGUUGUCUUUGAAGGCAAACAGUUUGGGAUCCCGACGCUCAUGCGACAAUUUAACCAACAGUAUGAGGAAUGGGUGGGCUUGCCAAUAGAUCAGGUGCCUAGCGUGACGUGUCCGUUGGUUCAGCCAGCAACUCCAGUGGGUGACUCACGGUUGGUUUGCAUGUGGGAUGGGGUCACUAAGAGUGGGUCGCAUUCGGCUGGUGGGAUGGUUAUUCUAACCCCGGAGCGGAUGCUACUUCUGGCAAAAGAGGUUCAGUUUCCUCAAAUGGAUGAGCAUGCAGUGGUGGAAUUGCUUGUGCUUCGGGAGGCUAUUAUUUGGUGUUUGGAGUGUGGCUUUUCGGAGGUCUGGUUCGAGGGCGAUGCCAAGGUGAUUAUUGAUAAAAAUUAUUCAAGCCGACACAAGGGAUAACCGGUUGGGUGCUGUCCUGGAAGAGGUAGCUCAAUAUUUUCACGCCCAGCCUGGGUUUAGUGUGUGAUUUAUAGGUCGGGAGAACAAUAGGGUAGCUCAUUCGAUAGCUAGAAAAGCCCUCUCUUUGUAUCCGACUACGUGUCGGUUCUUUGAUUUCCGGGCCUGGCUGGUUUCCAGGAUGUAAAUAUCUAUUUCUUUUUGAUCAAUUUAUGAUAUCUUUUGACAAAAAAAAAGGCAUUACCCUUUAAUAUAAAAAAUACCUAAGACAUUGAUUUUUCAUUGAAAUUUCGAGAAACAAACUAUAACGUUAUGCAAAAAAAAUUAAAUUAUUAAAAAAAAUGAAGUUCUCGCCUAUAUAUAACUUAAUUGUAGCAAACAAUUCAUAUAAUAAAAGUAAAAUCUUAAG
Linum trigynum is the source of this 1613-nucleotide messenger RNA. Lineage: Eukaryota; Viridiplantae; Streptophyta; Magnoliopsida; Malpighiales; Linaceae. The record is from the annotation of a GenBank genome assembly.